AUGGAUGACAUUCUUGAUGCAGCUUUAAAAGAAUCGAAGCAGAAGGCAGUUGAUGAAGAGAAAAGUAUAAUUCUCGAUGAAAUGAGGGAACGAGGCAAACCCAUCGAAAUGUUUGCUGCCUUAGACGGUUCAUGGGGAAACCUCUGGACGGUCGAUCCAUUUGGACUCGUCGGUCCAGUCGUCGUAACGGUCAAAGCGUUCAUACAAACACUCUGGACGCUUCGGGAGGAGAGCGGAACGAUUUGGGAAUGGAAUCGAGAGCUUCCAUCUAGCCUACGGGAUCAAUGGAUCAACUACCACUCCAAUCUACCUGCGUUGAACGAAUUGAAUAUACAUCGUUACGUUCUCUUCCCAAACUCGGUCGAGAUCGAGCUCCAUCUGUUCCCGGAUGCUUCGGACAUCGGAUACCGUACCUGCGCCUACUUGAGGUCCGUCAGCGGACAAAUCAAAAUCGCACUUCUAACGUCAAAGUCCAGAAUCGCUCCUCUGAAGAAACAGAGCACACCUAGGCUCGAACUGUGUGGUGCCCUACUCUCUGCUGAGGUGUACCAGCGAAUCACCGCUUCUCUUCAGAUCACGUUCUCUACUGUCUUCUGGACUGAUUCCACGACAGUCAUCAAUUGGCUCAAAGCAACUCCGUCUACUUGGACAACGUUUGUCGCUAACAGGGUGUCUAAGAUUCAGUACGCGACGCAACACUGUUCUUGGAACAAUAUAGCCGGACUGGAGAACCCAGCUGACGUCAUUUCUCGUGGUUGCAUGGCUUCAGAUCUCAUCUACAACAAACUCUGGUGGAAGGGUCCAGAAUGUCCAGAAUGGCUGCAGCAGGAAAGUGAGCACUACCCUGUUAACGGACAACAUUGCGGACCUACCGAUCAAAGCAAUGCGGAACAGCGGAAGACUGCUCCAAUCUCCACUACUGCCACUACCACAUUCUCAAUCAUCCGGAUCGGCGGUCGUUUGGGACAAUCGACACGACAUGAAGACUUCAAGCACCCAAUCCUGCUGCCAGGCUCUCAUUAUCUGUCAACACUACUACUAUUGUCAUAUCACCAGAAACUUCUGCAUGCUGCCGCGCAGCUGAUGAUCAACACAAUUCUUAUUCGUUACUGGCUCUUGGGCGGAAGAGCUGUGGCUAGGCAGAUCGUACACAAAUGCGUCAUCUGCGUAAGCGCUCGACCGAAGCUCAUCGAGCAGUUUAUGUCCAAGCUCCCGACUGCUCGUGUAACUGCGGCUCGACCUUUCUCAAAAGUUGGCAUAGACUUUUGGGGACCAAUCCACGUUCAACCACGGCAUAGACGCGAUGCUCCCAUCAAAACAUACGUUGCCGUUUUCGUCCGUUUUACGACGAAGGUGGUACACCUCGAGAACGUCGCGAACCUGACAUCCGACGAUUGGUGGCCCGCCGUGAUAUAUACUCUGACGCGUACAUAG
Molecule: messenger RNA, 1434 nt
Organism: Toxorhynchites rutilus septentrionalis
Lineage: Eukaryota; Metazoa; Arthropoda; Insecta; Diptera; Culicidae
Exons: 3
Coding region: 1-1434 (477 amino acids)
Molecular function (GO): nucleic acid binding
Source: RefSeq, a predicted model, not a curated record